Solea solea (common sole) is the source of this 4141-nucleotide messenger RNA. It is a transcript of the gene nadk2, whose product is annotated as NAD kinase 2, mitochondrial. Gene Ontology annotation, cellular component: mitochondrion. NCBI's taxonomy places the organism in Eukaryota, Metazoa, Chordata, Actinopteri, Pleuronectiformes, Soleidae. The coding region runs from base 1064 to 2347 and encodes 427 amino acids. Gene Ontology annotation, biological process: NAD+ metabolic process; NADP+ biosynthetic process. The record is from RefSeq and is a predicted model, not a curated record. Gene Ontology annotation, molecular function: NAD+ kinase activity. The transcript is spliced from 12 exons.
GGCUACGUAGCUUUAGAUGUGUCCCCCGUUUUGACAUCGGCUGUUUAGACGUCGACAACACCUUCACUUCCGGCAAACACUCUUUGCAUUGUACUCAAAUGUUUGGGCCCUUAUCUUUUGUCUGUAUGAAGUUAACAAGUCGAUUGAGUCUAGCGGCAGAAUGGCACAUGACCAGAGAGAGCCAAUCACAAGUGUCGGCUUUAGAAGGAGGAUGUUGAUAUGAAUCCGAGCUUUUGCUGCAAUUUUUAAAUUGUAAUCAUGGAAAUUUCCUAAAGCAACUGUAAUGUAAUUACACAUUUUCUCCCAGUAAUGUAACAGAUUACAAUUACGUACAUUUUGUAAUAAAUUACGUAACGUCGUUACAUGCAACUCGUUACUCCAACACUGUUAGUUAGUUAGUUAAGCAGUUAGUUUUUCCCACUCUUUCUCAUGUCCCUGAAGGCAUCAAGACCACUUGAGGCAUAUGUCUAUGACUUGAGGCGCGCCCCCAAACGUCAAGUAACCCCGCCCCCUCGAGUUUUGACAGAGUGCGUCAGCCAAUCAGAUUCACCGGAACGUUACGCGUACGUGCUGGACACGCACACACGGUGAAUACGUGCCAGUUUGGGUGUUGGUGUCAAUAGUACGCGGUUUUGAUAGUUAUAUUUAUUUAUUUCUUUUUUAAAACUUGUCCUCGAGCCUGAAACACACCUCUGUCCCCGCAGUGUGCGACGUAACCUCGCUCGUUCCACAGUAAGUGUGUGGAAUGCGGUUGAACCCGUGUGAGUAUGCUGCUAGCUAACUUUAGCUUCUGAAUCCGGGCUGGUGAAGUAUCUCGAACGUGACCAAAUACGGCUAGUUGGACAACUAGUUAAAUCAUUAUCAAGCUGUUUCGUUACUUUCCUGGGUUACCGCCGGACCCGGAGAGCACCCGGGUCGCGGUAGAGCUCGGGAGGUCUCGGUGUGGUGGUGACCUUCUUCGGCAGCUGUGAGUGGGACUGACAUGACUGCAGCACCUGUAGUCGGACCCUGAGCUGAGUCUACGGUCGUGUGUGUGUGUCUGUCCUCCCUCUUCCCCGUGAGAAUGAGUCGCGGCUCGGCUGUGAACCUGCUGUGUCUCGGCAACCGAGCUGUCAGCGUCCUCUACGGAAGCCCCCCCCGCUCCCUCCUCCACUUAUCAGCGUACAACGCGGGGUCACUGAAGCCGAGAUCCGGGUUCAGACCGGAGAAAGUGGCCGUGGUGACGAAGACGACCCGGUACGAGUUCGAGCAGCAGCGGUAUCGGUUCGCUGGACUCUCCGAGGAUGAUCUGAAACAGCUGCUCGCCAUGAAGGGCUCCAGCUACAGCGGCCUGCUGGAGAGACACAACAUCCACACCAACAAUGUGGAACACAUAGUGAAGAGCCUGCGGAGCAAAGGCAUCAACGUGCGAGUGGUGAAGAGAGGAGAGUACGAUGCAGAAGUGGUGCGAUGGGCAGACGCCAUCAUCUCUGCUGGAGGUGACGGGACAAUGCUACUUGUUGCCAGUAAGGUUUUAAGCAAGGACAAACCAAUUGUUGGAGUAAACACUGACCCUGAGAGGUCAGAAGGUCACCUGUGUCUGCCCGUACGCUACACUCGCGCUUUCCCCGAGGCGCUGGACAAACUCUUUCGUGGUGAGUUCAGGUGGCUUUGGCGUCAGAGGAUCCGCGUGCACUUGGAGGGAACGGGAAUCAACCCGGCGCCGGUGGAUCUCCACGAGCAGCAGCUGAGCCUGGAGCAGCACAACCAAGCUCACCGCAACACCGCCGCGGACAAUCAGAGGAGGCCAGGAACUCUAUACGAGACCGUCUCCAAGCCCUGUCUCCUCCCGGUCAGGAGCCUGAAUGAAAUCUUCAUCGGAGAGUCUUUGUCGUCCAGGGCUUCCUACUAUGAGAUUUCUGUGGACGACGGCCCUUGGGAGAAGCAGAAGAGUUCAGGUCUCAGUAUCUGCACAGGAACUGGAUCCAAAGCCUGGUCAUAUAACAUCAACAAACUUGCUGAACAGGCUGUGGAGGAGGUUUUAAAAAUAGGAAAGUUCCUCUCAGGUCUUGAUAUUCCACUUAAUCGGGAAUUUAUUGAGAGAGUCACUGACAGAUACAACGAGGCUCUGGUGUUUGCUCCAGACGACAGACGUCUGCUGUACAGCAUCAGAGAGCCCAUCGUUAACAGAGUCUUCUCCAACAGUCGACAGAGAGGCUUCGCCAGCAAAGUGUGCGUCCGCUCCCGCUGCUGGGACGCCUGCAUGGUGGUCGACGGCGGGACGUCGUUCGAGUUCAACGACGGCGCCAUCGCCACCAUCAGCAUGAGCGGGGACGAUCAGCUGAGGACUGUGGUUCUACAGAACUGAGGUGCUUUUACCCUCCACAAGUGUUAAAUAUCUUAAUUCCUCACAGAGAAACAGGUGUUAAACGUUAAUAUUGUUUAAUCAAACGGGAUUUAAAAAAAAUAAUAAUUCUAAAUCGUUUUUUAUUUCCCCCCCAAAUGAUUUCUUUAAAUCUUUCUUUAGAGUUUUGGUUUUGAACCUGGAUGAUCGUGGCUUUGACAAUGAUGGUUGUAACGCUGGGAGACCUGACGAUUGUGACACUAUAGUUAUAUAGGAUAGUUCUGUUUUAUUUUUUUGUCAUGUGGUUGUUUGAGUCAUUUAGGAAGGAUACAAUAUCUGUGGUAUCUUAAGAAUACUUUUGCUGCUUUAUCUCACUGUUAGACGGCGUUAUGUCAACAGGAAACAGACACUUGUGUGACUUUGUAACGCGCUCACUCUCCCAUGCCAAAUCCCAUUGAGAAAAUUAGUGAUUUUACCUCACAGCUCACAGGAGUUGUUUAUCACUUUUGCCUCCAUUGAAAAGUUUAAGUGUUUCAUUAUUUUGACUUCAGUAUUUGAAAGACUUUGUUUGGAUUUACCUCCAAUGAAAGAAUGACCAAAGGAGGCAGCAGUGGACCAGCAGCUCCCGUGUCACCUGGAAGCUAAAAAUGCUGAUUUUCUCUAUGGGCUUUGGUGUGGGAGAGUGAGCGGUUUACAAAGUGAUACAAACAGUGAGAUGAAGUGGUGAACAUAAGCAGGAGACAUCGUAAACUUCAGAAAGCACAGAAAAAAAAAACGGUCGCUGCCUUGUACAACCACACGUCCAAAAAAUACAGUAUGGUGUGAAUAAAUAAAAUAGUGCAACUUUCAGUCAUGGUUCAGACAAAGAUUGUUGUGAUGAUGAGAGAAAUAAUGUGAGUGAUUGUUACUUUUCUUACUAUGAUAUUUUUGGCAGAGGGUUUAUUUUUUCAUAGUGGUUGGUUGGUGGGUGUUUUUAAAAAUAGAAAAAAGAAGAAAAAGAGAAGAGAAGCUGGGAGGAACGACUGAAGUGCACUAAAAUCAGAAUGUUGCCCUGAAAGUGUGGAUGUUUGACGGGGUCCCUCAUGAACAAAAGAAAGACUUUAAAGGUUUUAGUCUCUGACGUAUUAAGAAAAUGUUUUUUGCUGCUCUGUCUCACUGUUAGACGGUCUAUUCUCGCUGGAAAUGGUGUGGAAACUCACACACCAAAUUCCAUAGAGAAAAUCACAGGGACACAAGCCGCUUAACUACUGCUGCCUCCUGUGGUAGGUUUGUGUUACUGCGGUCAAUCUGAACGAGGAAUUCCAAACACCGAAGUCCCAAAAUAAAACAUUUAAAGUGACUAAUGGAGGUGGCAGUGGAUCAACAACUCCUGUGUGCUGCGAUGUAAAAACUGCUGAUUUUCCCGUGGGGGAGUUUCCUGUUGAAAAAGUCUGUCUCACAGUGAGUUGAAGAAGUAUAAAAUAUUAUUAUCUAUUUAUUUUUUCUUUUGUCCAUUUAGCUCCAUGUUUUAGGUCAAUCCUUCGUCUUGUAACGGUCACAUACGGGAAAAAAUGAACAAAGAAAAACAGUUAAACUGCUGUAUCUGAUGUGAGCUGAUCAAAGAAGAAAAAGAAAGCUUUAAGAACGGGCCUUGGUGACUGAUGUACACACUGUGGCGUCACUACGUCAUACCACAUCACACCAGCAGGGGUUGUUUACAGAUAAGACAUUGUAUUAUGCAGCGUGCCAAAGGCAGCGCCUCCUUGUGGAAAUGGUGAUGUGUCACUAAAUGUAAAUAUGUUUUUGUUUAAAUUGGAUAAAAGUGGUCUGGAAAUUAAA